AAACACGCGAUCAGAGCGUGGACUAAAACUUCUCAACAAGACAGAGAACACGUGCCUCUAAGAAGAAAACAACUAUCUUAACAGGUAAUUGAUAUAAUUUGCCAUUAGCUCCUAUGAGUGGAUUGGUUCCUGCAGUAAUGGAUCUGAAGGACAGACAGCAGCGCUCACUGACACGGGGCCAGUGCAGAAAGGACCGACACUAUGCAACAUCCUCCCUGGACAGCGAGAAUUGCCAUGUAGUGUCACAGAAAUCUUAUAGCUCCAGCAAGACGCUAAAGGCCUACCAGCAUGACAGACGCCUACGUUAUGGAGGAUGUGUCGCAGAACUAGUGCACCAGGAGACAGAAGAGUAUGUCAGACAAGGGACCAGCUUCACAUUGGCUGAUCUGGGCAUGUGUGAUCCUCCUCCGUCGUCUACUGUGUAUUGCUCUGAUGUAAGCCUGCUGCAGGAUGGUUACACUCUGAGCGCUGAAUCUGAUGCUGACUCUGACCCAGAGGGGGUUAUGACCCCUGAGCGUGCCGUCCAGCUGUGGAGCGGGCAGCCCCUGAAGUCCCAACGCAGCUCUUGUCUGUCCAGCCCCAACCACUCUGUUCUCACUCUCACUGACUCAGAGAACGAACACAAGACUGAUGACGAAUCAGGUCGCCCCCUCCCUCCCACACCUUCAUCCAGCCUGCUCCCCCCAGCUCCUCCUCCCCCCUCCGCCCCCCUGAACCAGGCCGCUACCUCCAUCAGGGAGUGUCAGAUGCCCCUUUUGGACAGUGGCUCUUCCCAUGCCAUACUGGAUCACCCUCCCGAUGACGAGUUCUCCCCCAACUCCUACCUGCUCCGUGCACAGCCCCCCACCACCGGUGCAUCCAGUCAUCACAGUCAGUCUGUUCUUCGACCUCCUCUGCACCCUCCACACAACCACCACCAGUCGUCAGCUAAUUCCCUCAACCGCAACACCCAGGCCUGCCGUCGGAACCAGAGCCAUGUGUCAAAUGCGGCCCUGGCAGAUGGACCAUCCACCCCUGAGUCUGUCCAGCUCCAGGACAGUUGGGCACUCAAUAGCAGUGUCCCGCUGGAAACAAGGCACUUUCUUUUGAAGACCCCAUCUGGAAGCACUCCUCUGUUCAGCAGCUCUUCACCUGGGUAUCCUCUGACUGGUGGUACCGUCUACUCCCCCCCACCCCGACUCUUACCCAGAAACACUUUCUCCAGGAGCUCCUUCAAGCUGAAGAAGCCUUCUAAGUACUGCAGCUGGAAAUGUGCGGCUGUGUCUGCAAUCGUGGCUGCUUUGUUGCUGGCCGUCCUGCUCUCUUAUGUCAUAGCUCUUAAUCUGCUUGGCUUGAAUUGGCGGCUGAAGCCCACUGAAGGGCAUCUAGUGAACACUGGCCUUAGCAUGAGUAUACCUGGCAUCGGUGACGUGGCAACAGUGCCAUCCGGAGGCAGAGGGCCGUGGGUGCUGAAGAACAGCAGUAUAAACAGCGGGGAGCUAGAGCUGGGGCAGCGUGUCAGUCAGGACGUUCCUCCGGGCGUCUUUUGGAGGUCCCUGCUUCACCUGCGUCAGCCACACUUCCUCAAGUUUAACAUCUCCCUGGGCAAGGAUGCACUGUUUGGGGUCUACAUGCGAAAAGGCCUGCCUCCAUCACAUGCUCAGUAUGACUACAUGGAGAGGCUGGAUGGAAAAGAAAAGUGGAGCGUGAUAGAGUCUGCUCGUGAGCGACGCAGUAUUCAGACUGUAGUCCAGAACGAGGCUAUCUUUGUGCAGUAUCUAGACCCCGGCACCUGGCAUCUGGCCUUCUACAAUGAUGGCAAAGAGAAAGAGUCUGUCUCAUUCAGCACUGUGGCUCUAGACUCAGUGGAAGAGUGCCCCGAGAAUUGCCAUGGCAACGGAGAGUGCAUGUCAGGAACGUGUCAUUGCUUCCCAGGGUUCCAUGGCAUGGACUGCUCUAAAGUGGCGUGCCCUGUGCUGUGCAGCGGGAACGGACAGUACAGCAAGGGUUUGUGCAUAUGCUACAGUGGCUGGAAGGGACUGGAGUGUGACGUGCCACAGGGCCAGUGCAUCGACCCCAGUUGUGGCAGUCAUGGGACCUGCACUCAAGGCAACUGCAUCUGCGAAGCAGGUUACCGUGGGAAGUCCUGUGAGGAAGUGGAUUGUCUUGACCCCAACUGCUCUGGGCAUGGCAGUUGUGUGUCCGGGCAGUGUCACUGUAAGCUGGGUUGGUCCGGGCCUCUAUGUGAUGUGUCCAGAGCCCAGUGCCCGGAUCAGUGCAAUGGCCACGGGUCCUACAGCCCUGACACAGGCCUCUGCAGCUGUGACCCCAACUGGAUUGGCCUCGACUGCUCUACGGAGGUGUGUUUGGCAGAUUGUGGGAGCCAUGGCUUGUGUGUAGGGGGUGUUUGCCACUGUGAGGAGGGCUGGAAAGGUGCAAGCUGUGACCAGAGACUGUGUAACCCACAGUGUGUGAAACACGGGACCUGCAGGGACGGCAAGUGCCAGUGUGAGCAGGGCUGGAAUGGAGAACAUUGCACUAUCGAUGGGUGUCCAGUGCUGUGCAAUGGGAACGGGCAGUGUAUCAUGGGUCAGAACAGCUGGCACUGUGAAUGUCACACUGGCUGGAGAGGCCCAGGCUGCAGUGUUGCCAUGGAGACCUCCUGCAGCGAUAACAAGGACAAUGAAGGAGAUGGUCUGGUGGACUGCAUGGAUCCGGACUGCUGCACGCAGAGCUCUUGUCUGACCAAUUCUCUUUGCCGUGGAUCACGUGACCCGCUCCAGGUAAUUCAGCAGAGCCAAUCAGAGGUCCAGAAGGUGCCCUCCUUCUAUGACCGAAUCAAGAUGCUUGUGGGUAAAGACAGCACUCACCGCAUCCCAGGAAUCAACCCUUUUAAUGCCAGCCUGGCAUCUCUGAUUCGAGGACAGGUUUUGACCUCAGAUGGAACUCCUCUGGUGGGUGUCAAUGUUACAUUUGUGAAGUUUCCUCACUACGGUUAUACCAUGACCCGGCAAGACGGCACAUUUGAUCUGGUGGCCAACGGUGGAGGUUCUCUGGCCCUACGGUUUGAACGGGCUCCAUUUCUGAGUCAGGAGCAGUUGGUGUGGCUGCCCUGGAAUCGCUUUUAUGUCAUGGACACUCUGGUGCUGCAAACGGAGAAGAAGACCACAACCAGCUGUGACCUGAGCGGUUUUGUCAGGCCUGAUCCCAUCGUGCUGCCCUCCCCACUGUCCUCCUUCUUCAGCUCCAAUCCUUCAGAAAGACACAUCCUGCCAGAGAGCCAGGUCCUUCAUGAGCAGGUGGAGAUUCCUGGCACCAGUCUUAAACUGUGUUAUCUAAGCUCCAGGACCUCAGGCUACCUCUCGCUGCUCAAGGUGAUCAUGACCCCUGCUCUAGUGCCUCUCAGCCUGGCCAAGGUGCACCUGAUGGUGGCAGUGGAGGGCCAUCUCCUCCAGAAAUGGUUCCAUGCCUCCCCUAACCUGGCAUACACCUACACCUGGGAUAAGACUGAUGCCUACAGGCAGAGGGUCUAUGGCCAGACCGAGGCCCUGGUGUCUGUGGGGUACGAGUAUGAGACGUGUCCAAGUCAGAUUCUAUGGGAAAAGAGGACUGCUGUGCUUCAGGGGUACGAGCUCAACCCCUCAAACUUGGGCGGCUGGUCUCUAGACAAACAUCAUAUGCUGAACAUCCACAGCGGCAUACUUCAUAAGGGCAGUGGGGAGAACAUCUUCCUGUCCCAGCAGCAGCCGCCCAUAAUCAACAGUGUAAUGGGUAAUGGGCGCAGACGCAGCAUCUCUUGCCCAAGCUGCAGUGGAAUGGCUGAGGGCAACAAGUUGCUGGCACCAAUGGCUUUAGCCUGUGAUGGAGAGGGCAACCUGUAUGUGGGUGACCUAAACUUUGUGCGGAGAGUCUACCCAUCCCUCAAUACAACAGCUGUACUGGAGCUCAGAAAUAAAGAUGUGAGACACAGCAACAGUCCAAGCCACAAGUACUACUUGGCAGUGGAUCCGGUGUCAGGUUCUUUGUUCUUGUCAGACACUAACUCCCGACAGAUCUUCCAUGUGCACUCUCUGAAUGGGGCACGACCGCUGCUGGAUAACGCUCAGGUGGUGGCAGGAACAGGAGAGCAGUGUGUCCCAUUCGAUGAGGCUCGCUGUGGUGAUGGGGGCAAGGCAGUGGAGGCCACACUAAUGAGCCCAAGAGGUAUUGCAUUGGAUAAGAAUGGCCUGAUGUAUUUUGUUGAUGCUACUAUGAUACGAAAAGUGGAUCAGAAUGGCAUCAUCUCCACUCUGAUAAAGACCAAUGACCUGACUGCAGUCAGACCCCUCAGCUGUGACUCCAGCAUGGACGUCAGCCAGGUACGUCUAGAGUGGCCUACAGACCUGGCCAUCAACCCUAUGGACAACUCUCUGUAUGUGCUGGAGAACAACAUCAUCCUGCGUAUCUCUGAGAACCACCAGGUCAACAUAAUCGCAGGACGGCCCAUGCACUGCCAGGUGCCUGGCAUUGAUUACUCGCUCAGCAAGCUAGCCAUCCAUUCUGCCUUGGAAAGCGCAACAGCCAUCGCCAUCUCCUACACAGGUGUGCUAUAUAUUGCAGAAACUGAUGAGAAGCGCAUCAACCGCAUUCGACAAGUCAGCACCAGCGGCGAGAUCUCCUUGCUAGCCGGCGCAGCGUCUGAAUGCGACUGCAAGAAUGACGUCAACUGCAACUGUUUCUCAGGAGAUGAGGGCUACGCUGCAGACGCUGGCCUAAAUUGUCCUGCUUCGCUGGCUGUCUCACCAGACGGUACCCUCUACAUUGCCGACCUGAACAACAUCCGUGUGCGUUCGGUCUGCAGCAACCGCCCCAAUGCCAUGGCAAGCGGACAAUAUGAAGUGGGUUCAUCUCUGGAACAGGAGCUGUAUGUGUUUGGUUCAGAUGGCCUUCACAGACAGACGAUCAGCCUCAUCACAGGCUUGGCCUUGUAUAACUUCACUUACGGGCUGGAUGGGGAGUUAGCAGCAAUUACUGAUGCCUCUAACAAUACACUACGAGUGAGGAGGGAGGCUUCUGGGUCUAUCAGGCUUGUGCUGUUACCGGAGAACCAGGUAGUAACACUCGGCAUGGACCCAGCCGGAAGUCUACGUUCAGUGUCUGCGCUCAGCCAGGAAGUGGCACAACUCAGUUAUGCUGCUAAUAUGGAACUUUUGGCCUCUAAAUCGGAUGAAACGGGAUGGACAAACUUUUAUGACUAUGACAGUGAGGGUCGUCUAACUAACGUCACAUACCCCACUGGUGUUGUGACCAGCCUGCAUCGUGAGAUGGAGGAGACCAUCAACAUUGACAUGGAGAGCUCAAACAGAGAUGAUGAUGUCACGGUCAUCACUAAUCUUUCCUCUGUAGAGGCAUCCUACACUGUGGUUCAAGAUCAAGUUCGGAAUAACUAUCAGUUGUACCACAAUGGCACACUGCAGGUGACAUAUGCUAAUGGAAUGGGUAUUACUUUUCACACUGAGCCACACAUCCUUGCGGGGUCGGUGAGCCCUACCAUCGGGAGGUGCAAUAUCACACUUCCUACUGACAGCGGACUCAACUCCAUUGAGUGGCGCAUGAGAAAAGAGCUGACCAAGGGCAAGGUCACAGUGUUUGGCAGGAAGUUACGUGCCCACAGCAGAAAUCUACUUUCCAUUGACUAUGACCGGAACACCAGAACAGAGAAGAUCUAUGAUGACCACCGCAAGUUCACUCUGCGCAUUAUCUAUGACGCCCAGGGCCGGCCGGCUACCUGGCUGCCCAGCAGUAGCCUGGCCCUGGUCAAUGUGAGCUAUUCUCCUACAGGCCGGUUGGUGGGCUUGCAGAGAGGCAGCAUGAGUGAGAAAAGUGGGUAUGACACAUUUGGACGCAUCCUAUCGCGAACCUUUGUCGAUGGGAAAGUUUGGAGCUUCAGCUACCUGGAGAAGUCCAUGGUGUUGCUCCUGCAGCAGAGUCAGAAACAGUAUGUCUUUGAUUUUGACACAGCGGGCCGGGUCACAGCAGUCACCAUGCCAAGUAUGGCCAGACACACAAUGGCCACCCAUGUUUCUGUCGGUUACAUUCGAAACACUUACAACCCUCCUGAGAGCAAUGCCACAGUUAUUCAUGACUUCCGUGAGGACGGCCGCCCCCACGCCACAUUCUACCUCGGAACAGGCCGUCGUGUGCUGUACAAGUACGGAAAGCUGAGAAAGCUUUCUGAGGUGCUAUACGAUGCAACUUCUGUCACCUUUGGCUAUGACGAUACUACUGGGGUGCUCAAGAUGGUCAACCUGCAGAGUGGAGGUUUCUCUUGCACCAUACGCUAUCGUAAGCUUGGCCCACUAGUGGACAAACAGAUGUAUCGGUUCUCUGAGGAAGGAAUGGUUAAUGCUCGUUUUGACUACACCUACCAUGACAACAGCUUCAGGGUGGCCAGCAUAAAGCCAGUAAUAGGGGAGACCCCACUUCCAGUGGACCUGUACCGCUAUGAUGAGAUAUCCGGGAAGGUUGAGCACUUUGGCAAGUUUGGCAUCAUAUACUACGACAUCAACCAAAUCAUUACUACAGCUGUUAUGACGCUCAGUAAGCAUUUUGAUGCGCAUGGCCGCAUCAAAGAAGUGCAGUAUGAGAUCUUCCGCUCACUGAUGUAUUGGAUGACGGUGCAGUAUGACAGCAUGGGCCGUGUUAUCAAACGUGAACUGAAGAUUGGUCCCUAUGCUAAUACCACACAGUAUCGAUACGAAUAUGAUGGUGACGGCCAGCUUGUGGGCGUCAAAGUUGAUGACUGGUCUACUUGGCGCUACAGCUACGAUCUAAAUGGCAAUCUACAUUUGCUAAACCCUGGUAACAGUGCCCGUUUACUACCGCUACGCUAUGAUCUUCGAGACCGAAUCACGCGGCUUGGUGAUAUGCAGUAUCAGCUUGAUGAGGAUGGCGUGCUUGCGCAGAGGGGCACAGACUUCUUUGAGUACAACUCCAAAGGGCUUCUGGAGAGAGCCUACAGCCGUACAGGGGGAGGUUGGAGCAUUCGUUACCGCUAUGAUGGCCUGGGUCGCCGCAUCUCCCGGAGAACCAGUGAUGGCGAGCAUCAGCAGUACUUUUAUGCCGACUUGAACUACCCCACUCGGGUCACUCAUGUCUACAACCACUCCAGAUCUGAGAUCACCUCAUUCUAUUACGACCUGCAGGGCCAUCUGUUUGCUAUGGAGGUCAGUGGUGGCGAGGAAUACUACAUCGCUUCGGACAAUGUAGGCACUCCACUGGCCAUCUUUAGCAGUAAUGGGCAAAUGGUCAAGCAGCUGCAGUACACAGCGUAUGGUGAAAUCUACCAUGACUCCAACCCGGAUUUCCAACUCAUAUUGGGUUUUCAUGGAGGCCUUUAUGAUCCUCUCACCAAGCUGGUUCACUUUGCCCAGAGAGACUAUGAUGUGCUGGCAGGACGAUGGACUGCACCUGAUCAUAAUUUGUGGUCAAAGAUAGGCAAAGAGCCAGCUCCUUUCAACAUAUAUAUGUUCAAGAACAAUAAUCCACUCAGUGAUAUGAUUGAUAUUAAAAACUAUGUGACAGAUGUGAAGAGUUGGCUGGUUAUGUUUGGCUUCCAGCUCAGCAACAUCAUACCAGGGUUUCCUAGACACUCACUCUAUUUUGUUGACCCUCCCUAUGAAAUAUUCUCCAGCCUAGACUCUUAUAAUACUCAGAUUUUCACUGGAGUUCAGCAUUCAGUGGAACGACAUAACCAGGCUUUCAUGGUUCUCGAGGGGAGGCUGCUCAAUAAACAGCGGCGUGCCAAGCGGGAAAAGCCUGGCUAUUGGUUUGGCACCAGCACACCUAUCGUGGGCAAGGGAAUGAUGUUUGCUAUCAGGGAUGGCCACGUGUUAACAGACUUAGCCAGCAUAGCUAGUGAAGAUAGUCGCAAAAUUUCACAGAUUCUUAGCAAUGCUAUCUACUUGGAUGGGACUCAUUACACCAUUGAUGGCCGUGACUGCCACUUCUUUGUAAAGCUCGGACUACCAGACAGCGAUCUGCUGGCCCUGGGUCUCAGCAGUGGACACAAGACGCUAGACAGUGGAAUCAAUGUAACUGUUAGUGGACGCUCACGCCGGGGUGUCACUCUAGAGAUCCACUCUUCAAAAAUAACCCACAGUGUUCGAUAUGGACUAUCAGCAGAGGUUCUGGAAAAGGAGCGAAGCCGCAUUCUGGAGCAAGCCCACCAGAGGGCGCUGUCUGGAGCCUGGGUUAGAGAGCAGCACCAAGUACGUGAAGGCAGGGAAGGAGGUUGCAUAUGGGCUGACAAUGAAAAGCAACAGUUGUUAGCCAUGGGGAAGGUACCAGGCUAUGAAGGCUACUAUGUGCUACCGGUGGAGCAGUACCCUGAACUGGCUGACAGCAGCACAAACAUCCAGUUCCUCAAACAGAAUGAAAUAGGCAAGAGGUAACAGAGUUCUUACUGUUUCUGAUGCCAUGCGGUGUCCUACAAAGAGAGCAUAAUAGAGCGCGCUGCAAAGAGAUUGUUUAAAAACUUCAUCCAAAUGGAGAAAUUACAGCCAGCAGCCAAAACACUAUGACCCCAAAUAAAUUAAAAAAUGCACUUGCAAGGCCUUGUGACACAAGGCGAACAAUGAUUUUGUAGUGACAUUUUGACUUUAUAGAAAGUGGAGAAUAUGUUUUUGUUAUUUUAGACUGGCUGUAAAGGACAGGCAUUUGUGAUGGCAGUGUGAUGGCUCACUGCUUUGGUUUUCAUGACUGCAUAUCAAACCAUACAUUUAAAAUCACACUACAGCAGUUAAUCGCUGUGUCUCAGACCAGUAAAACAAUAACUGGAUUCCCUUUAGGAACAUAUUCAAAAGAAACUUCAGUGUCUCUACAUUUUCAGUCUCUUUUUCCACUUGAAUUUACUCAAUAGGUAUGGUGAUCUUUUAGCUAUGUAUUGUAUAAGAUUCCAAUGGCUUCACACAAGGCUGAGCUAUUCUUAAAAUCCAUGAAUUGGACGUCAACGUCGAGGUGCUGAUUGUGAGCAGUUCACACCAUCUGUACUCUUCUGUUCACAAUACAGUAUACUGUAUGACAAUCACAGGGGCUGUUCACAAAGACAAACAUUGAUCAAUAACUUUACAUGAGCCAACCAUUUUGUAUAAAGUGUGUGUGUGUGUGUGUGUGUGUGUGUGUGUGUGUGUGUGUGUGUGUGUGUGUGUGUGUGUGUGUGUGCGUGAGAGAGAGAGAGCGAGAGAGAGAGAUUAUAUUCUGUUUUCUUUUAAUUUUACUUCAACUUGGCAAGUGAUAACAUAUGAAAGAGAAAUAUAUAUUGUUUUUUAUAUUGUUUCUAUUUAAGUCUUUUAAAACUGUGAAAUACAUAUGUAAAAUAUUCUCAGUUGGACGGCUUCAAAUAAGGACAUUUCUUUGAGGAAGUGGCUUCAUUGUUACAUUAUGUGAAAACCAUCACAAGAUUCAUUGCAAAGGUCAUGUUGUAUUUAAAUAUUACUUAAAUUAAAGCAGCCUUUGACUUUUAAUUUUAUUUAUUUUCUUCAUGUGGAAUCAAUUCUGACUAAGUCAGUGUGGCUUUCAGCUUCAACUAGAGCAAAGUUGAUACAAGCUGAUACACACGCGACCUGUGGAUGGGGGUUCUUUGGAGUUCAA
This is a messenger RNA of Xyrauchen texanus (razorback sucker), 9609 nucleotides long. Its product is annotated as teneurin-2-like. Lineage: Eukaryota; Metazoa; Chordata; Actinopteri; Cypriniformes; Catostomidae. Gene Ontology annotation, cellular component: membrane; neuron projection. The record is from RefSeq and is a predicted model, not a curated record. Gene Ontology annotation, molecular function: protein homodimerization activity; protein heterodimerization activity; cell adhesion molecule binding. The transcript is spliced from 31 exons. Gene Ontology annotation, biological process: neuron development; signal transduction; heterophilic cell-cell adhesion. Bases 114 to 8411 code for a protein of 2765 amino acids.